AUGACACCCUCCAUCAACGCUGUGGUUCGGAUCGCCUCCCUCGCCUCGGACGCGGUCAUCAACUCUGCGUCUCUGCGCCCCUCCAUCUCCCCCUUCACAGCGGCUCUCUCCUCCCAGCCCUCCUCCGCUGUCCACCACAUCCCUUUCGGAGCGGACCCGGGCGCAGCGCUCCUCCAGCAGCACGCACAGAACACCAGCAAUGGUGUAAAGUCCGGUCUGGUGUCGUACACCACCGUCUCUCAUGCUCGCGUACUGCACCACUUGAUCCCCCACCUGGCUGAGCUCUCGGGGACGUCCACCGUCCUCCAUGUCGCCGUCCCGGCCGGCGACGACCUGUCGGAUGUCCUCGUGUUGAGGGCAUCUGUACCAUUCUGCAUCUACUCCCGCACCGCUCAGCAGGCGCACGACCAUGCCCUCCUUGCAAGUCGAUUAGCAACGACCGAAGGCAAGGCGGUGCUGCACAUAUUCUACAUCGGAACGGAGUCGGACGACGUCAGCGAGGUUGCCGACGACCAGGUUCAGUCUUAUCUCUCUGCCCCACCCCUCUCUGCGAACGGGCACGCGAACGGACACUCAAAUGGGCACGCAAACGGCCACGCUAAUGGCGACGCCAAAGCUGAUGUCAAGGAUGACUCUGCUCAGUCGCUCAGAGCCUUCCAUGCUGCCUCGGCGACGGCCGUGUCUCUGCUGCGCCGGCCCCUUCGUGCGCUGACCGUUCAUGGUGCCGAAGAACCGCAUACGGUCUUGGUUACCCUGGCUUCUCUGCCAUGCUCGCUGGAAUUGGACGGUGUUUCGUUUGUGGACGUUAGCCUCCUCAAGCCGUUUCCUCCAGCAAAUAUCGCCCAUGCCAUUCCCGCAUCGGCGCAACGCGUCCUUGUCUGCGAGCACCUCCGCCGGUGGAACGUGAAGUGGACGCCGCUGUUCCUGGAGGUCGUGAGUGCGCUGCAGGGCGAGGACGGGUCGGCGCGGGAGACACGGCCGUCCGUGCAGAGCGUGCUUGUGGGCGACGCGAGCCAGGUCACGCCAUCUGACGUCGAGCAGCUUCUCCAGCAGCCCGCGGAGGGCACGGCCCGGCUGGCGCUCGGUCCCUCGCCGUCUGCGGCUGCGUCUGCGGGCGGGGCCGCGCCGCCGCACGUCCCGAAGCACGAGGGGUCGUACACGAAGCUGCUCGACACGCUGUUCGGCGCGCGCCUCGAGAUCGCGAACGACCCCGCGCGCGUCGCGCAGCUCGGCGCGGUCGCGACGUCGCCCGAGUUCACGCUCGGACGCGUCCGGGGCGAGCUCGAGGCGCUCGCGAAGCUCGAGGACGACGUCAGGCAGGCCAUGCGCCAGCCGGAUCUCCCCGGCCACCUCCACCAGCUCUUCGGCACGUGGCUCCAGGCGGCGAAGGCCAAGGGCGCGCCCGCCACCGACGCCGCCCCCGCCCGCCUCGCGCAGGCGCUCGAGGAGCACGCCCCCGCCCUCAAGAGCGCCGCCGCCCGCCGCGUCUAUGCUGCACGCUCGCUGCUCACCUCGGACGCGCGCACAAAGUCGCGCUGGAUCAUCGGCAGCGACGCGUGGGCGUACGACCUCGGCGCGUCGGGCCUGCACCAUGCCAUCGCAUCUGGUCUCAACGUGAACAUCCUCCUCCUCGACACGACGCCGUACAGCACGCGCACCGCCGCGUCGCGCCGCAAGCAGGACGUGGGCCUCUACGCGAUGAACCACGGCGAUGUCUACGUUGCCAGCAUCGCGCUGUACUCGUCCUACGCACAGGUUCUCCAGGCUCUGGUUGAGGCGGACCGCUACCCCGGGCCCUCGAUCGUGCUCGCCUACCUGCCCUACACCACGGAGGAGUCGCCGGCGCUCGAGAUCCUGAAGGAGACGAAGCGCGCCGUCGACGCGGGCUACUGGCCGCUCUACCGCUGGAACCCGGCCAAGGAGGGCGACGCUGCGUUCACGCUCGACAGCGACGCGAUUAAGAACGAGCUCCGCACGUUCCUCGACAGGCAGAACCACCUCUCGCAACUCGUCGCUGCGCAGCCGCAGCUCGCCGCCGAGCUCGUAGGCUCCCUGGGUGAGCAGCUGCGCGCGGCGCGCAAGACGCGUGCGCAGAAGGCGUACGCGGAGCUUCUCACUGCCAUCGACGCGCCGCCGCUUGCCGUCCUGUACGCUAGUGACGGAGGCAAGGCGGAGAAGGUCGCGAAGCGGCUCGCCGCGCGCGCGAAGAUGCGCGGCCUCGUCGCGAGCGUCGCGCCCAUGGACGCGGUCUCCCUCCAGGACAUCGCGAAGGAGCAGUACGUCGCCUUCGUCACCUCCGUCGCCGGCCAGGGCGAGUUCCCGCAGAACGGCCGCGCCCUCAUCAAGGCGCUGAACGCCGCUGCCGCGCGUGGUGAGUCGCCCCUGGGCGACGUGAAGGUCGGAGUGUUCGGUAUGGGUGACAGUCAUUAUUGGCCGCGCCCCGAGGACGCGCAUUACUACAACAAGGCGGGCAAGGACCUCGAUGCGCGCCUGGGGUCCCUCGGUGCGCAGCGCUUUGCGUCGCUCGGACUUGGAGACGACCAGGACGCGGAUGGACCCGAGACGGGGUACAAGGCUUGGGAGCCUCUAGUAUGGAAGGCACUCGGCGUCGACGCUGUUGAGGUGCAGGAGGCUGAGCCGGAGCCGAUCACGAACGAGCACAUCAAGGUCGCCUCGCAGUACCUCCGGGGCACCAUCUCGGAGGGCCUCGUGGACACGACGACCGGUGCGCUCGCGCCCAGCGACGGGCAGCUGACCAAGUUCCACGGCAUCUACCAGCAGGACGACCGGGACAUCCGCGACGAACGCACCGCGCAGGGCGUUGAGCCUGCGUACAGCUUCAUGAUCCGUGUGCGCAUGCCUGGUGGCGUGUGCCGCCCGGAGCAGUGGCUGCAGAUGGACCAGAUCGCGGACGAGCAUGGGUGCGGGACGUUCAAGAUCACGACGCGGCAGACAUUCCAGUUCCAUGGUGUGAUCAAGCGACACUUGAAGUCGGCGAUUCAGGACAUCAACAGGGUGUUGUUGGACACGCUCGCCGCCUGCGGUGACGUGAACAGGAAUGUUAUCGUCUCUGCUGUCCCUUCUUUGUCGAAGCUGCACCAUCAGGCAUUCGAGUUUGCUAAGCGUGUCAGCGAGCAUCUACUGCCUCGCACGACCGCGUACCACGAGAUCUGGUUGGACAAGAAGCUGGUUGCUGGUGAUGCUUUGAAGGACGCCGAACCCCUGUAUGGCGAGUUCUACCUCCCCCGUAAAUUCAAAGUAGCAGUCGCAAUCCCUCCCACGAACGAUGUUGAUUUGUUUGCCAACGACCUGGGCUUCAUUGCCAUUGUCGGCAAGGACGGCAAUCUGGCCGGGUUCAACGUCACUGCCGGAGGUGGUAUGGGCGUCACGCACGGCAACAAGAAGACCUACCCGCGAUUGGGCAGCGUCCUCGGCUUCUGCACCGUUGAGGAGGGCGUUGACGUUGCGGAGAAAAUCAUGCUUGUGCAGAGGGACAACGGUAACCGUGAGGACCGUAAGAACGCACGGCUGAAGUAUACCAUCGACCGCAUGGGCCUCGAGCACUUCAAGGCCGAGGUCGAACGCCGUCUUGGGUACAAGCUCGCGCCCGCCCGGCCGUUCACGUUCGACCGCAACGUCGACGACUACGGCUGGCACACGGGCGAGGACGGCAAGCACCACUUCACGUGCUUCAUCGAGAACGGCCGCAUCCAGGACGAGCCUGGCAAGGACUUCAAGACUGGUCUGCGGGAGAUUGCGAAGGUCCACAAGGGCGCGUUCCGUAUGACCGCGAACCAGCACCUCCUCAUCACGGAUAUCGCGACGGAGGACUUGCCGCAGAUCAAGGCGUUGCUGGCGCAGUACAAGCUGGAUACGUUGUCGCAGACGGGUCUGAGGUUGUCUUCGUCGGCUUGUGUUGCGUUCCCGACUUGUGGUCUUGCGAUGGCAGAAUCGGAGCGAUAUCUUCCGAUUCUCAUCGACAAGGUCGAGAAGAUCUGCGAGGAGAACGGUCUGCGGAACGAUUCUAUUGUCAUGCGUAUGACUGGGUGUCCCAACGGGUGUGCACGGCCAUACGUUGCAGAGGUCGCAUUUGUAGGUAAGGCACUUGGGACAUAUUCCAUGCUGCUUGGCGGUGGGUACCACGGUCAACGCCUUAAUAAGAUAUAUCGAGAAACGGUCACGGAACUUGAGAUCCUCGCCAUUCUCAGACCGAUGAUCAAACACUACGCCCUCGAGCGCCAGGAAGGCGAGCACUUCGGUGACUUCGUCAUCAGGGCGGGCUACAUUGCACCCACGACGGAGGGCAAAGCCUGGUAUGACCAUAUGGGUGGCGAGGGCGAGCACCGGGAGGGCGCCAUCGCUGCAUAA
Molecule: messenger RNA, 4368 nt
Organism: Fomitopsis serialis
Lineage: Eukaryota; Fungi; Basidiomycota; Agaricomycetes; Polyporales; Fomitopsidaceae
Exons: 8
Coding region: 1-4368 (1455 amino acids)
Biological process (GO): sulfate assimilation; amino acid biosynthetic process
Cellular component (GO): sulfite reductase complex (NADPH)
Molecular function (GO): NADP binding; 4 iron, 4 sulfur cluster binding; sulfite reductase (ferredoxin) activity
Source: RefSeq, a predicted model, not a curated record